AUGGGCAAGGGUGGUGACGCUUGGAGAACUGCUCUUAUCGCCGAUCUCGAGAAAGAACUGAAAGCAGAAAACAAGCGGUUCAGUAUUCUACAGGGAAAUCGAGCACAACACGCUCAACUUAUUAGAUAUGCUAUUUCGGAGGAUCUGCCAUCUGUGAUUUCUGUUAUAUAUCAGAGGGUACGUGUAGUCAGCAAAAGAGGCAAACUGGCCGAAGAGGAUGAUCAGUUUAUCUCAUUCGCUUUGACGAUUCUGCAGAAAAGCUUGGAAACGUUUCUGAAAGAUAAACGGAGAGUAAAUACGCCGGAAAUGUUGUCCACCUUUUUCUCUUUCGCCAAUCUCUGGGAUCACAUGGUUUUCUUCGGUAACGACAUGCGGAUAUCCUCAGCUCUUCUGUACAAUACAUUCGACCGUUGGUCACAGCUUCGAGCUCCUGAUGAGUCAUCUGAUGAAAUUGAUGAAAUUCUGACAAGAUUCGAAAGGAGGCUAAAGAAAUUGGCUCAAUCGAUAUCUCUGGAGAAUUCUCGUCUGUUUCUGUCUGAUUCGGAGCGGGAACAAUUGCUGUCCCUACUUGCUGAUCUUGAUGCGGAUGUUGGUAAAAGGAAGCUGUUGCAUGACGAUACCUCAUACGACAAGAAUACGACGCUCUUAGAUCACCUACGAGAGCCGAUUCCGAGGGAAUCGUAUCAUGGCAAUUCCUAUAGGUUAGAUGACGUUCCAAAGGAGACUUAUAUCCGUAAGUUCCCCACCCAGAUAGCCACAGAGAGGGCACCGUGGUUAUAUGUCGAAAAUUACACAGGAACUGCGAAAAAGGAGUCUGGAAUGUCCGCUGAGCGUUUGAUAGAGUCUUGGGAUUGGUUGAGCAAAAUUCGCUCGACGAUCGAAAAACUACUCGAUGACCGACCGCAGAACCCUUGUAAGAACAAUAUGGCUUCAUCUGUGAUAUUUCAACGGAAGCGCUACGCUGUGAAUGAGCUGAAUUCACUAUGGUGUUGGAUGAAGUAUCGCAUAGUGUUGGCAAGACAUUUUCGAGGACAAACUCUGUUUUUCCCUCACAAUAUGGAUUUUCGUGGAAGGGUUUAUCCUAUAUCACCGUACCUUAGUCAUAUGGGUGAUGAUGUGAAUCGAUGCAUUCUAAAAUUUGCCAAAGGUCGCCCGUUGGGAAGUCGUGGAUUCCUCUGGUUGAAACUGCACUGUAUAAAUCUCACGGGUAAAAUGAAAAGGGACAGCAUCAAGGAUCGACUCAUUGCUGCCGAUCAACAACUGGACGAUAUGGUAGAUUCAGCAAAUCAUCCGCUCGAUGGCAAAGGAUGGUGGCUGGAAUCCGAGGAGCCUUGGCAAACCUUAGCAGCUUGUAUGGAGAUACGCGAUGCUCUUGCUUUUCCAGGAAAGAUCGAAGACUUUGUGAGCCAUCUAGCGGUGCAUCAAGACGGCAGCUGUAAUGGUCUACAACACUAUGCGGCAUUAGGGCGUGAUGAACAAGGAGGAUUAGAAGUGAAUCUGCUCAAAAGCGAAACACCCAAUGACGUUUACUCAUCGGUAGCAAUGAGAGUCGAGCAGAAGAGGAUCGAAGAUGAAAAAGGUGGUCCUAACAUGGAAAUCGCUUUACGGUUGAGAGAAGCUAUGCCACAACCUGUUCCACGAAAAGUGAUUAAGCAAACGGUUAUGACAACUGUCUACGGUGUCACAUUGUAUGGGGCUGCAUUGCAAAUAAAGCGACAAUUGAAGGCUCUUGAUAUUGACAAUGAAGAGACUGGUAAAUUUGCUCAAUACUUGACACAUAAAACGUUUGCCAGUUUGCAUGAUGCGUUUACCUGUUCAAUGAAGCUAAAGGAUUGGUUCCGAGACUGUGCAAAAGGCGUGUCAGAUCUCCUACAAACAAUGGAGUGGGUGACACCUCUGGGACUGCCGGUUGUACAGCCAUACGUGAUUGCAAAGGAGAAGAAAGGAAAGGUCAUACAUGUUCCAGUGUCGCUUAAGCAGGUAGGGGCAUUUCCGCCCAAUUUGGUCCAUUCAUUGGAUUCCUGCCAUAUGAUGCUGACUUCCCUUGACUGUUCGCGGAGAGGUGUGACGUUUGCGGCUGUACACGAUUGCUUCUGGACUCAUGCCAGUACGGUAGACGAAAUGGGUGAACUAUGUCGUGAGCAGUUCAUCAGAUUACAUAGCGAGCCAAUAGUUCAGCAAUGUUCGGAUUGGUUCCACUCACACUACCUCAAAGGACCACACAUUGAGUUGAUGUCACCGGAGGAUUUGGCUUACUUCAGGAAAUUGUUCACUUGUCAAGUAAAACCGGGUGACUUGGAUAUCAAUCAGGUCAAGGACUCGGUGUACUUUUUCAGUUAA
Messenger RNA from Haemonchus placei, 2340 nucleotides. The record is from the annotation of a GenBank genome assembly. Lineage: Eukaryota; Metazoa; Nematoda; Chromadorea; Rhabditida; Trichostrongylidae.